Molecule: messenger RNA, 979 nt
Organism: Olea europaea var. sylvestris
Lineage: Eukaryota; Viridiplantae; Streptophyta; Magnoliopsida; Lamiales; Oleaceae
Product: E3 ubiquitin-protein ligase BRE1A-like
Exons: 2
Coding region: 78-824 (248 amino acids)
Source: RefSeq, a predicted model, not a curated record
AGGCACGAGUAAUUCAAGUUUAAUCUAAAGUUCGUUCAAAUUCUGUGUGAGACUCAAUCUUGAAAAGUCGUCGUGCUAUGAGACUCAAGCUUGAAAUCAGUAGAAGAAUCAAAAGUAUGGGUUGUUCGCAAACUAAGGAAAAGAGCAGCCCUGGUAAGAAAGCGGUGGAAGGCUUGAAAAACAAGGUGAGGCUUCUACAGGGGGAGAUCAAUGAAAUAAUGAGCAUUAGAGAAAGUGAAAAUCAAGCUUACCAGUGCGAGUUGAUGGUUUUCGCAUUUAAACAAGCUGAGUGGAGGAGGGAAAGGAGGAGAUUAAAAGAUGAGGUUAAGAAGUUGAGGAAGAGAUUAGAAGGAAAAAAGGAGAGGUUGAGAUGCACGGAGGAAAGUGUCAUGGUGAAUGAAAAAUAUAAUAAUGAAUGGCUAAUAUUCGACAAAAGUUCCAUUUUAGCGCAUAUCAAGGAGAAACAAGCCAGGCGAGAGGAGACUGUCGAGAAGUGGAAACAGCUAUAUUUUGCAAUCAAGGUUGAGCUUGAUGACCUUAUUCAAAGGACACAUCAAGAAGAAAGACUUUGUUGGAAAGGCAAGGAAGAAGAAAUAUUGUUGGAGAUGGAAGAGGAACUAAGAGCCAAGGAAGAAAAAAUUGAAUUUCUGCAAGCAAAGUUAGAUUCAUUGAAGCAGCAAGAAUGCAAAAGGGAGAGAGAGAUUGACAUACUAAGACAAAGUUUGAGAAUUAUGAGCCACAGGAAGAAGGCAAUUCCAGCUCUGCAUCAAGGUCACAACCGAUAUCAUCCCCAGUAUCGAUCCAGGCCAAAAAUUAUUCCAUGAAUUUACUACAUAUGUAAAACAGCAUAUAUUAAGUGUUAUAUGUGAUUAUAAGAUGUUCAGAUACUUCUGAGGUCCUUUAGGCCAUUCUACAUAUCUAAAAACCUGUUUUUUAAGUACAUCUAUUCAACUUUCUUGUUGAGAUAGCUUAAUGUUAA